Messenger RNA from Thrips palmi, 3496 nucleotides. RefSeq lists its product as uncharacterized. The record is from RefSeq and is a predicted model, not a curated record. The transcript is spliced from 10 exons. Lineage: Eukaryota; Metazoa; Arthropoda; Insecta; Thysanoptera; Thripidae. Bases 196 to 3312 code for a protein of 1038 amino acids.
UGCGGUGACCCGUGUGGGUGUGAGAGAGACAGAGCGACGAAAACAACUUGGAAUCAGUCUACUGGUUCAGUGCAGGCGCAACUUAGCCGCCUGAUCUGGAGGCGCCGUGAAGGCGACGCCGGUGUGUUGUUGACAGCGUCUUCGUGUUUUGGCCUGAGUGUGGUUGAUUUCAAGUGUGGUUUUUGGUUCGAGAAAAUGGAAUUGUUAGAGCCAGACCAUCCAGACCCUGAUACAGAUCAUAUAUAUUGCUGUGACCCCUUCAAACGGCACAAAAGGCUCAUUACCAAAUGUGUUAGGUUGAUCACAUCAGUUGACCCAACAGCACAUCCCGAGCUCAGUGUCGGUUUGUACAUUUGUGACAACUGUCGCAAAGGAUUUCCAGAUAUAGGUACUACUUCUGUUCAAUGGCCUCAGCCUGAAGGUGGGCCUAUAUGUUCUGAUCCAUUUCAAAAACAUUUAAAACCAAUUUUCAAAAAUUUGAGAAUUAUCACUGCAACUGACGGAAGUGAUAACCCAAGUCUCACCGUUGGAUCUUAUUUAUGUGACAACUGUCGAAAGUGUUUGCCAAGCUUGGGCACAUGCACCAUUAAAAAUGCAAAUAAGUUGGCCAAUGAACCUGAUCAGAUAUUCUGCUCCAACCCUCACCAAAAGCAUAAGCUGCCAGUCAGUAAGAAUUUAAGAGUAAUCUCUGCAUUUGAUGUUCUACUUAAUCCAAACCUUACUGCUGGCUCACAUUGGUGUGACAACUGCCGAAAGGACACACAGCAACAUGCUCAUGGUAAAGACUUAAGCUCUAUCCAAGUUUCACAGCCCAGUCUACCUUCUGAUACCAAUCAAAGUUGUGAUAAAAACAAAUGCUGCAAUCCAUUCAACAUAGUACAUGCAGUGAAAGUUACGGGUUCCAACACGGAUUUGAGAGAAAUAAAGGAAAAUGAUAAAAAAAAUUGUCCAGCAUUAACUGUAGGCAUGCUAUGGUGUAGUACCUGCCGCAAAAUGUCUUCUGACCAGAAACCAGGAGGAUCUGUUGAUGGUUUAGAAAAUGAUGAAGUUGUAGGAUUGGCAGAUAUUUUUGCAGACAUUGCUGAUGAACUGUCUGGAAAGAAAAGUGAAUCUAAUAGUCAGAAUGUUGUGGUGGUUGCGGUCAGCCAGGCCAGUGCCACAUCAUGUUCCCCUCGCUUAAGUCCCGCUGUUCACCAGGAAUCUGCCCUUCGUACCUGUACAGGAAUUGGCAUAUCGCCUUUGGAUGUAACUAACAUCAGAACAACGGGUGGGAAAAUAGCUGCUGUCAAACGGAAGCUUGGACAAGCAACCAGCCUAGUUGCAAAGAAAUUAUGCAGCGCUGUAGGAAUUACCACUGAAGAAUUAUCGGAAACAUCAGAAGGAAGAAAACUAAAGGAUUAUGAUGAUUUAUUGAAUGAAGUCAAAGAAAGAUUAACUACAGCUUCUAGAUCUUUGAAAUACAAGUUACUCUCUCUAGUCCCCAGUAGCAUGUCUAUCAAUGGGGUGGCAUCAACUUUUGAAGUUUCCAGAAAUGUAGCAAGAAGAGCUCGGGAAUUGAAAGCAGAAAAGGGCAUUUUACCUGAAGUUGAUUUCAGCAGAAAAUCUGGCAUCCUUGAAUCCACUAAGUUGCUAGUACAGGAAUUCUAUUGCUCUGAUGAUAAUUCAAAAGUUCUACCAGGUACUAGAGAUUGUGUAAGUGUCAAGAAGGGAGUCUACGAACAAAAAAGACUUAUACUUUGCAAUAUUGCGGAACUGUACAAAUCCUUCAAAGAGAAACAUGGAAACCUGAAGAUUGGGCUCUCAAUGUUUUAUUUACUGAGGCCAAAAUGGUGUAUUUUUGCUGGUGGUGCAGGAACUCAUGAGCAAUGCAUUUGCCAAACUCACCAAAAUUUCAAAUUGCUUCUUUAUGCUCUCAACAUUAAAAUGGAUUACAGAGAUUUAAUUAAGAUGUGUGUUUGUGAUUCUGAAGACAGGUCUUGCAUGCUGAAACUCUGUGAUAAAUGUCCCACAUCAGAAGAAGUGCAAAAAAUAUUGAGAGAGCAACUGACAGUCCCAGAGGAGCUCAAUUCAGUUUCUGCAGACGAAGAAUAUGAAUUUUUGGAAGAAAAUAUUAAGUUCCGACAAUGGAAAUCAACAGAUAGAACUGAGAUGAUAAUCCAAGUUUCUAAACGGUCUGAAUUGAUUGAAUUAGCAGCAAGGAAGAUGAAUACUUUUAUUCCUCACUGUUUUAUAGCAAAAAGUCAAAAGGAGUACAUCAAAAAACUUAAAGAAGAACUCCCAAUGACCAAAGCUACCGUUGCAAUGGAUUUUGCAAUGAAUUACAACUGUUUGAUUCAAGGGGCAGUGCAGUCUUAUCACUGGUCCCCGAAACAAGCCACUGUGCAUCCUACACUAAUAUCUUAUAAAGAUGCUAACAAUGUGCUGGUCCAGAAAUCUCUCAUAUUUAUAUCUGAUGACUUGGACCACGAUGUUCCAUUGGUGAGAAAAUUCCAGGAAAGAAUAGCGACGUACAUCAAAGAAAAUUUGCCCCAAAUUGAAGAGGUGGAAUAUAUUACUGAUGGAUGUGGAAGCCAGUACAAAUGCAAGGGGUACUUCAACCUUCUCUUAGAUCAUAAAGAGCGGCUGGGUCUCAGGGCUACUCAUACGCACCAUGGUUCUGGUCAUGGAAAAACACGGUGUGAUGCGGAUGGAGGAACUGUUAAACGCACAGCAAGAACAGCCAGCCUGCAACGCCCCUUCGAGAACCAAAUCGUCACAGCCAAGGACCUUUUUGAUUUUUGCCAACAGGAAAUGAAGGAUACUUUUGAUUUUCAAUUUGUUUCAAAAGAAGAGGUAGAACCGUACAGACAACAAUACAAAGGAAUCGUGGAUGGUUUAGAGACUGUCCCUGGCACCCGCUCUUUCCACUUUUUCAAACCUCUUGGCAACAGGUUGGCUUGCUUCAGAAUAUCGAACGACAAAACCACAUUCCCAUCUCUUGUGCACUCUCUUCAGAAGACUGCCAGACAGGAGAUUGAACCACUAGCUUUAUCAAAUGGCAUCUAUGUUGUGGCUAGAAUAGGGAAAAAUAGAUACAUAGGCCUGGUGACUGAUUUAUAUUCUGAGGAAGGAGAAGCGGAUCUUUCUCUUCUCAUGCCAAGACUGCCAUCCAAACAAUUUAAAUGGCCAAGAGACAUGAAAACUGUGACGGUGCCUCUACCCCAUAUUCUGUGUCAAGUAGAACUUUUGGAGAAGGAAGAGGUAGUCACUCUCACAACUACAGAUUUAGAGAAGUUAUAUGAUCAAAGAAUCCUCAAAAGGCCCCAAAACUAAUGAUUCUGUUUCGAAACUUUAAAUUCGACUACUGUUAAAUAAAUUUAUUUAUUUAUAAAACUGAAUAAUGUCAAGCAGAGUAUCUUCUUAUUUUGUAAGAGUGAAUUAAAAGUUGAUGGUUAUUAACAUCCAAACUAUUCUAGAAAAUGUAUUUCAUUUAUUCCUCAUUCUUUGAAAGGUUUGG